Messenger RNA from Sesamum indicum (sesame), 814 nucleotides. RefSeq names its product nudix hydrolase 1 (gene NUDX1). NCBI's taxonomy places the organism in Eukaryota, Viridiplantae, Streptophyta, Magnoliopsida, Lamiales, Pedaliaceae. Gene Ontology annotation, cellular component: cytosol. Gene Ontology annotation, molecular function: 8-oxo-7,8-dihydrodeoxyguanosine triphosphate pyrophosphatase activity. The record is from RefSeq and is a predicted model, not a curated record. Gene Ontology annotation, biological process: dGTP catabolic process.
AUUCAAUCUUGGAGUUCGAGCAGAAAAAUGACAUUGUUUUCGUUGGUUUAGCAAAUAUACGAGGUGGGUCGAGGGAUUUGUAUCUCUUCCAGUUAUGUCGUCCCCGCCGCCUAAGCCAGAAGUUGGGGUGGGCGUGUUUCUGCUAAAGGGCAAUAAAGUGCUGCUGGGCCGCCGCCGCACCUCCGUUGGCUGUGGCACGUUCGCGCUUCCCGGUGGCCACCUUGAGUUCGGGGAAAGCUUUGAGGCUUGUGCAGCCAGGGAAGUGAAGGAGGAAACCGGGCUAGACAUUACUGGAAUUGAGUAUAUGACAAUUACCAACAACGUUGUUUCAGAACCAAAACCAGUACAGUUGAUUGCGGUUCUUAUGCGAGCAGCACUGGCUGAUUCUGAUCAGGCACCCAUCAAUCUUGAACCUGAGAAAUGUGAUGGCUGGGAUUGGUAUGACUGGGAUGAUCUUCCACAACCAUUGUUUGAACCACUGAAAACUGCAAUAGGACGCGGCCUUAAUCCAUUUCUGUCCAAUUAGAGCAAUGAUUAUCGACUGAAGAAUGCCGUCUAACUAUCUAUCUGUGUCGGAAUUUCAAGUAUGAUAUCCUUUAUACAUGGUCAUCGUUAUUGCACACUUUUAGUGUAUGGUUCUCAGAAAAAGAGUUGAUUGGGGGAAUUAUUUUGCAGCUUCUAACAGCCCAGUAAUUCAAGGCUGUAGAGCUUAUGAAUGAUCCUCGUACGAACUUUAUUGCAAUAACUUGGAAGUUGAGCGUUGUUGCAAUAUCAGUCCUUUUCCUACUGCGGAGACCGUCUUCAGUGAUUUGUU